Molecule: messenger RNA, 453 nt
Organism: Sphenostylis stenocarpa
Lineage: Eukaryota; Viridiplantae; Streptophyta; Magnoliopsida; Fabales; Fabaceae
Source: the annotation of a GenBank genome assembly
AUGGCUUGUUCCUGUUGGGUGCUUGAAUCUAGUCUUGUGUUGUGGGGUUUUUUUUCUGUUUUCUUCAGGAACACGAACGAACUCAAAAGGUUUUUCUCACAAAUGGAGGUGAUGUGGGUCACAAGUCAUGCAAGAAAUUUUGUGGGGAGAGCGUUGUUUCUCUUGGUUUUGUUCUUGUGGAUUCCUUCACAGGUGGUGGUGGGAAGGACAAGAACUACUAUCACAAACUCUACCACUUCUUCGACACCAAGAGUUUUGAGAGUUGGAGCACUGUUCACUGUUAAUUCUAUAAUUGGAAGAUCGGCUAAACCUGCAAUCAUUGCUGCUUUCGAAGAUGUUAAUGCUGAUUCAAGCGUUCUCCCCGGCAUUAAACUGGAAGUUUCUUUGCAUGAUACAAAUUGCAGUGGGUUUGCUGGAACAAUGGAAGGUAAUUGUCAAAACUUGAAUUUAUGA